Akanthomyces muscarius is the source of this 453-nucleotide messenger RNA. RefSeq lists its product as uncharacterized. NCBI's taxonomy places the organism in Eukaryota, Fungi, Ascomycota, Sordariomycetes, Hypocreales, Cordycipitaceae. The record is from RefSeq and is a predicted model, not a curated record. Bases 1 to 453 code for a protein of 150 amino acids. The transcript is spliced from 3 exons.
AUGAAGGCCUCCAUUCUCUCCAUCGCCGCCGCCGUCGGUCUUGCCUCGGCCCAGUACGCCUACGUCGAGAACCACUGCGCCGAGACCGUCUACGUCGAGUCCUUCCCCUACGACGACCACGCUCCCGGCGUGCUCUACACCGUCAAGCCCGGCGAGUACUUCUCGGAGGCUUUCCGCUACUACGGCACCACUGUCAAGAUCUCCAAGUCGCGCAACUUCGACGACGUCCUCCAGUACGGCUACUCCUUCACCAGCAACCCCGACCUGGCCUACUAUGAGUUCAGCAACGCCAACGGCAACCCCUGGGCUGACAAGCACAACACCCUGAGCGCUGGAGACGGCUGCGCUGCUUUCGACUGCGCUGCCAACGACAAGAACUGCUACAGCAACGGCGGCUCCAAGGUCUACCACUGCCCCCAGCCCCUCAACAUCACCGCCAAGAUCUGCGUCUGA